AGCCACUUUGGGUGGAAAGAUUAGCGCGUUUUCUGUCAAAUCGAGAGUUGCACGAUUUUCGCUGGCUGGCCCGGGCGGCGGGGGCUAAGCUAUGCAAUGGCGAUGUCUUGCGCUGGUGAUGAUCACCGGCGCUGUGCGGCCCAAGGAGUCUUCCAUUGACUUGAGCCGGGAGGAGCGGUUUCAGCGGCUUUACAGGCAGUACUACGCGCACUACCGGAAGGGCAUCCCCCGGUCCAUGCCAGGGCUGGCCGCCCGUGAGAUCCCGCUGCAGUUCGAGUUCGAGGUGUCCAAGAGGAUGUAUGUCAUGAACAUGACGCCGGAGAGUCUGCUGGCGCGGGGCGGCAUCACCUCAGAGGACAUCGACCUCGGCCCAGUGUUCGAAAGCGGCUCCAAGUGGUGGUACAUCGAGGCGGAUGGUCUCGGCAGCAAGCACCACCAGAUCUUGCAGGGCUUGCCGGAAGCCAACAGCGUGGUGGUGCGGCCCAGGACGGUGCUGGAGUCCUCGCUGCCUGGGGACCUGGUGGCAUACUUCCACAAGCUCCAGGUGCCCGCGUCGGCCCACAAGACCUCCUUCCAGUUCACCGUGGGUGUGUCCGCCCAGCAGCUGCCGCAGCUGCUGCGAGUUGCGCCGCCCAUCCGGCACCUCACCACGAAAGUGGCCGCCCUGUGCCGGAGGCGGCAGCCAGCCUGCAGCCCGCAAUAUGAGGCCACGGUUUUGCUGGCGGCGAUGAUUUUGGACCGCGCCCACAGCUGCGACGCCUGCGGCUUCCCCAAGCGCUGGCAGACCCCCUGGCUGGUGCGGACCCACAUGGGAGACCUCGCACAGACCUUGGCCCUGCAUGAGCGUCACAACCUCACAGGCGACGUUCUGCAUGUGUGGCACGGGGACCCGGACGCAACGCUCUACCCCAAGGGCAUCAUGGACUACCUCCACUUCCCAGAGAUGGCUGAGAUGGGCGGGCUUGUGAACGGGCGCCUGGCCGAGACCGAAGCGCCGGAGAUGCCGGUGGACACAGC
Effrenium voratum is the source of this 1017-nucleotide messenger RNA. NCBI's taxonomy places the organism in Eukaryota, Dinophyceae, Suessiales, Symbiodiniaceae. The record is from the annotation of a GenBank genome assembly.